Molecule: messenger RNA, 2272 nt
Organism: Dicentrarchus labrax (European seabass)
Lineage: Eukaryota; Metazoa; Chordata; Actinopteri; Moronidae
Gene: cacnb1
Product: calcium channel, voltage-dependent, beta 1 subunit
Exons: 14
Coding region: 204-2216 (670 amino acids)
Biological process (GO): chemical synaptic transmission; calcium ion transmembrane transport; regulation of voltage-gated calcium channel activity
Cellular component (GO): voltage-gated calcium channel complex
Molecular function (GO): protein binding; high voltage-gated calcium channel activity
Source: RefSeq, a predicted model, not a curated record
GCUAUAGGCUGGAGGAAGGCAGCUGUUGCCAUUAUAUUAGCAGCCAGCUCAGAUACAUCAGCGGCUUCACCCUCCCUGGAACAACAAAAAAUAAUAUAAAAAAUAGAAUAAGAAGAAGGAAAAAAAAAAAAAAAAAAGAUGAGUCUGGCGACACCUUCAUAAACACACGAAACUGAAAAUAAUCUAAAAAAAAAGUUAAAUCAAUGGUACAGAAAAGUAGUAUGUCCAGGACGCCUUCGACCUCAACCCAGGAGAUCCAAAUGGACAUGUUCGACCAUCAUCCACACACACAGGGAAAGUACGCCAAGAGGAAGAGCCGAUUUAAGCGCUCGGAUGGAAGCACCUCCUCUGACACCACCUCCAACAGUUUUGUCCGACAGGGCUCCGCAGACUCCUACACCAGCCGGCCGUCGGACUCAGACGUGUCCCUGGAGGAGGACCCUGAGGCUCUGAGGAAGGAGGCCGACAGACAGGCCCUCGCCACGCUCGAGAAAGCAAAGACCAAACCGGUGGCGUUUGCUGUGCGGACAAAUGUGGGUUACAACCCUGGCCCCAGCGAUGACGUUCCUGUGCAGGGCAUGGCCAUAUCUUUCGAAGCCAAAGACUUCUUGCACAUUAAAGAGAAGUACAACAAUGACUGGUGGAUCGGACGUCUGGUGAAGGAGGGCUGUGAGGUGGGCUUCAUCCCCAGCCCGGUCAAGCUGGAGAACACCCGCCUGCUGCAGGAGCAGAGGAUGAGACAGAACCGACUCAGCUCCAGUAAAUCUGGAGGAAGCUCCAGUCUUGACGUUGCCACGGGAACGCGCAGGCCCACCCCACCCGGCACAGCUCACGUGGACUCGUCCACUGUGGCCUUUGACGUUGACCCCCUCGACCUGGAUGCCGAGGAGCCCCCUGAGUUCCAGGGUGACCCUCGCUCCUCCAAGGGCAUGUCAGGCAGCGUAACAUCCCCUCAGGCCAACACCCACCGACUGCCCUUCUUUAAGAAGAUGGAGCAUGUCCCGCCCUAUGACGUGGUCCCCUCCAUGAGACCCAUCAUCCUCGUCGGGCCGUCACUCAAAGGAUAUGAAGUGACAGACAUGAUGCAGAAAGCACUCUUUGACUUCCUGAAACACAAGUUUGAGGGCAGGAUAUCCAUCACACGGGUGACAGCGGACAUCUCCCUGGCCAAACGUUCGGUCCUCAACAACCCCAGCAAACACACCAUCAUUGAGCGCUCCAGUACCCGCUCCAGCCUGGCGGAGGUGCAGAGUGAGAUUGAGCGUAUCUUUGAGCUGGCCCGCACCCUCCAGCUGGUCGCUCUGGAUGCGGACACCAUCAACCACCCCUCUCAGCUGGCGAAGACCUCCCUGGCUCCCAUCAUUGUCUAUAUCAAAAUAGCUUCACCUAAGGUCCUCCAGAGGCUCAUCAAAUCUAGGGGCAAGUCCCAGGCUAAACACCUAAAUGUGCAGAUGGUGGCAGCAGACAAGUUGGCCCAGUGCCCACCAGAAUUGUUUGACAUCAUCCUGGACGAGAACCAGCUGGAGGACGCCUGCGAGCACCUUGCUGACUACCUGGAGGCGUACUGGAAGGCGACACACCCCCCGAGCAGCAACCCCCCCAACCCUCUGCUCAACCGUACCAUGGCCACGGCGGCCCUGGCCUCCUCCCCUGAGCCCGUCUCCAACCUGCAGGGUCCGUACCUGGUGCACGGUGAGCAGAAGCGGGAAGGGCCUCUGACCGAGUGCGGUGGGAGCGGCACCCUGCAUGACUAUCAGACAGACCUGGGCGGGAAACCUCAGCAGCAGCAGCAGCAGCAGCAAACGUACAUGCGCUCGUCUCGUGGUCAGCUACGGGGAGGGAGCGGGCGGGGCCUGUCACGGCAAGACACCUUCGACUCUGAGACCCAGGGCAGCCGGGACUCUGCCUACACCGAGGCUGGCGACUCCUGCAUGGACAUUGAGACUGACCCCUACGAAGAGCCUGAGCCCUACCGAGGGGGCGGGGGCAGCCGCCUCCACCUGGCGCAGCAUCACGGCAGACAGGCCUCCUGGGAAGACGAAGGCGCCGAGCCGGACCAGGAAAACCUGAACCAUCCUCCGAUGCCGAGCCAGACGCAGCCGCAUGGACGCGCCAAGCUGAGGGAGCGUUACUGCCAGGACCCUGUGGACACGGGGGCCAACAUGAGUCGCAACAAGAACCAGGACGACUGGGGGAGGGACGUCUACAUCCGCUGAACACGCAUCAUACCGCAGAGGGAAGGAAGCGACUGGACUGAGGAUGGAGGGAGGGA